Molecule: messenger RNA, 9955 nt
Organism: Dunckerocampus dactyliophorus (ringed pipefish)
Lineage: Eukaryota; Metazoa; Chordata; Actinopteri; Syngnathiformes; Syngnathidae
Product: tyrosine-protein phosphatase non-receptor type 2-like
Exons: 9
Coding region: 139-1362 (407 amino acids)
Biological process (GO): protein dephosphorylation
Molecular function (GO): protein tyrosine phosphatase activity
Source: RefSeq, a predicted model, not a curated record
UCGCGGCGCUCUAAUGUCUUUGCUAUCAGGGUGACUCCCCGCAGGGAUUCCACGCUUUUAGAAGAUUGUUAGAUGGCUCCCAGAGACGACUAAGUUGCUUCUAACAUUGUUUAGCCAUCCACAAAGUAUCUUAGUACAAUGGAGCAACAAUUCCAAGACAUUGAUUGUUCGGGAAGGUGGCAAAACAUUUACAACGAAAUCCGAAACCAAGCCAACGAACAUCCCUACAGAGUGGCAAAACUUCCUGUCAAUCGCAAUUUAAACCGCUACAGAGAUGUUAGUCCAUAUGAUCACAGUCGGGUCAAACUUGCAAACUCAGAAAACGACUACAUCAAUGCAAGUUUAGUCAUGGUGGAAGAAGUCCAAAGAGCUUACAUUCUUUCUCAGGGUCCUUUAAGGAACACCUGCGGUCACUUCUGGCUAAUGAUUUGGGAGCAGAGUUCCAAAGCUGUCAUUAUGCUGAACAGAAUCAUCGAAAAGGGAUCUGAAAAGUGUGCGCAGUACUGGCCAACGACAGAGGAGCUACACAUGUCUUUCCCAGACACCGGGUUUGCUGUCAGGCUACUUUCGGAGGAAGACCAAUCCUAUUUCACAAUCCGACUGCUCGAAUUACAAAACACAAAGACAGAAGAGCGGAGACACAUUUACCACUUCCACUACACCGCAUGGCCUGAUUUCGGGGUUCCGGAAUCCCCCGCCUCCUUCCUCAACUUCCUCUUCAAGGUUCGGAAGUCAGGCUCGCUGAGGGCCGAGCACGGACCCUCAGUGGUGCACUGCAGUGCCGGGAUUGGCCGUUCCGGGACCUUUGCCUUGGUGGACACCUGCCUGGUCUUGAUGGAUCGCAGGAAUAACCCAUCCUCAGUGGACAUACAGAAGGUGCUUUUGGACAUGAGGGAAUACCGUAUGGGCCUGAUCCAGACGCCUGACCAGCUCCGCUUCUCCUACAUGGCUGUCAUCGAGGGAGCCAAACUCCUUGGGACCAACAAUUCAGCGCAGCAGAUGAAGCAAAGUAAUGACUUGGAGCUGGACCUGCCGCCUCCUCCUCCUCCACCACCUCCACCGAGACCUCACUUCAACAACAGCAGUUGCAGCACUCUGCAGUCGCUCUCCCUGGACUCUAAAGACCUCCCGCUGGAGAACCAAGAGUGCAAUGAGACAGACGACUCCGGACACGUGAGAAAGCGACAGCGCCAAGAGAGGAUUGCCUUCACCUCGCAGAAGGUCCAGGAGAUGAAACGGAGACUGAAUGAGUGUGAGAGACAAAGGGACACGUGGCAGUCCUGGAGACCCGUGGUUCUGAAUGUCGGCGCUGGCGCUGCCUUGGCUUUGGGCCUGCUGGUGUGCUGGAUGUACUCCCAGUGAUAACUUUCUCCAAACGGACUCCUUUUGGCAGCAGCACCUGAGACGAGGUACUGGUCAAAGUAGAUUUAAGGGUAUUUAUUUCUUCAGGUCACCACGUGAGAGUGCUAGAUCAAACGAGUGCGUGUGUAUUUUUAUUAGACCUCAUCAACAUAUGAGUAACAUCUCAGGAUCUUGGUGCCAGCCUUUCCUUUAUCUGUGAAUGUACUGUCAUCCUGGCUAAGUACUACCAAAGGUGCAGUGCAAACAUUGUAUUUUAUUCUCACUUGAUACAAUUGGAAUCCUUCCAGGACUUGUUCUUCCGUUCUCAUCGAGCAAGGUGUUCCAAAUAGAUGGAGUAUAUAUUUUUAGCUGACCAGACACCAGACACUGCUUCUUUUCACGUUCAUCGAUGAAGGAAAGCCAAGCCAGUCUGUUCUUCUCUACAUGACACCUUAGCAAGUGACAGGGACCAAGCCGUGUUAUUUGGACGUGAAAUUCCUCCGAGUGACAGCAAAUGCAAGUGUCUGUGUUUGAUUGCUGAGGACGUGCCUUCAAGUGGGAGGGGGAAAAUUUGACUUUUUGGCAUUCCAUUUAAUGUUUCUUUCCACAUGUUUCAACUUUGCUACUUUUCAACUAACCAUCAAAUACUUCAAUAAAAACAUUACCCUUUUUUUUUUCCCAGAACGUGGCCUUGCAUUUAUGUUUCUGCAAGUCACUGUGAGGAGAACCUCCAGGAUGUUCUGCUUUUUCAUGCUUUUGUGUUUACAUGUACAGUAUUGCUGGGGUGUAGAGAUGCAACUAUAUAAAAAUUUCAUAUCACAAUUAUUCUGACGAAAAUGAUCACUGUAUUGAGUUUGCUCAAAGUACUGAUACACACACUGAAGUCUAACAAAGUUUUAUUAAAAAAAACAAAACACCACCACGCACAAUGUGCACAGUCUUCUGAGUGCUUGCCACAUAAAGGACUCAAAAGGGCACGUGAUCGUGCAUUGCAUUGAGGGCCCUAUGAUUUCCAUGUUAAUGGAGUUGUGGAAUUAAUAAAAAAUUUAAAAAAAUAAAAAUUUAGUUUACUGUUAAACAUGGAAUCUCGCAGAAAUUGACAUAAUGUGAACAUGGAAAGUAUUUCCCCAGUGGACCGCUCAAUCGUGGGGGAAUCUCAUCACAAACACUAACCCGCCCCCUCCCGAACUAAACAUGUUGAAAUGGCGACCUAAAACAUUGGUAAAAGUUGGCGGAAACUCCUCUUACGGAGCAUAAAUGGAAGGUAGCGGGGUUAGCUUAGUUUAGCAGAGCAUGCUAGUGUGGCUUUGUGUGUCUCAGGCGGGACGAGUGUUGUACCACUUUAAUGAAAGAGCUUUACGAUGCCUGCUGACAAAGUUCAUGUUCUAACUGGAAAAAGACGUCUUAACCGUCAACAGACAUUCUCAACACACACAUAAACACACUUCUGGCCUUCAAAAUAAGAGCGCUGUUUGCCACAUCAUAUCUAAUUGUGUAAACAGAAUAAAGGUGUCAUAAAAAGAUCUUACAUUAAUAAUGCAAUUGGAAUUGCAUGGGAGACUACAUCUUCCUUAACCACAAGCACGGGCAUUAGUUUGUUGAACAUUAUGUAGGAAGAUGACACCGUGAGUCAAGACUGUUAUAUUGAGUAAUGACCUCCAGUAAUUUCCGAUGGGUUGACAAGCUCGUCAUGAGUUUUCUCAUAGCUCAUGAUUGGCUCCUGUCAAAGAGCCGCCUGGUCCUCGCAGACUCGUGCACACCACAGUAUGUCAUUUUAUGACGUAGACAUGUGUGGUUUAUAUAUGUACCAAUAUGUUCUCUCUAAAUGAUGUGGGUGCGGCUUAAACACCGGUGUGUCAUGUACAGCAGAAAUUAUGGUAUACUGCUGUCACGGAAAUAGAUUUUAAAGUAUAUAAAUGUGUCCUGUCAUUUCUUUUUGUUCAUUUUAUCUUUUUGGUCAUAAAAUAGAGUAAAAAUGUGCACAUUUCACACUUAGUUGCAAAUGGUCAUAAUCAUGAUUUGAAAUGUGAAAACUGAUUAAUUUUAUUACAUUUUUUAAUCAUUUGACAGCCCUAGUUUAAAAAAAAAUUUGUCUUUUCUGAUUCAUAGGUAAACGCUGGCGAUCCGGCACGGUGCCGGUAUACUUUAUGCCCUGUAUAUGACCAAGUUGCGAUGCAGUUUUUUCUUGAAAUAUACAUAUAUACUGUAUUGUAUAACUUCUUAGCGGCCGAGUAGUUAGCAUGUUGGCCACACAGGAGAUCGGGAAGAUCUUGGUUCGAAUCUCCUUUUGGCAUCUCUGUGUGGAGUUUGCAUGUUCUCCCUGUGCGUGUGUGUGGGUUUUUCCAGGUACUCCAGUUUCCUCCCACAUUCCAAAAACAUGCAUGUUAGGUUAAUUGGCGACUUUAAAUUGUCCACAGGUAUGAAUGUGCGAGUGAAUGUUUGUCUAUAUGUGCCCUGCGAUUGGCUGGCGACCAGUCCAGGGUGUACCGCACCUGUUGCCUUAAGUCAGCUGGGAUAGGCUCCAGCAUACCCUGCGACCCUAAUGAGGAUAAGCGGCAUAGAAAAUGGAUGGAUGGAACUUCUAAGCAUAUGUUGCAAGAUACAAAAUAUCGAAGUGGCAAAGUUGCAUCCUUUCAUUUUUCACUUUGUGGCCUCACUGGAAAAAGGUUUGGAAAUCCCUGCUAUAGAUGCAUCACUUCCUCACACCUCUUCAUCUAAAUGCUCCAAUUAUUCAAUAAACAGCAUAAAUAUACCGCCGUGAUUAAAAAGCCUGCUCUGUGAAAAUAAUCGUACGCUACAUCCCCGUGGAAAAACAGCAGCAAAAAUAGUUUGUAUUCAUGCAGACUGACUUGGUCUAAGAAUGCAGAAGGACUUGUGAGAAGGGCUACUAUGUUCAUCUGCUGCAUUCAUGAUGUCUGACACGGAAUAUAAACUGUUUCAUGUCGUUAUGCAACACACCAUGCACACUCACACAAUUGGAGCAAAUCAUUUAAACGGCAUGCACCAUUUUUCUCUUUCGUCUGCCAUACAUUAGGUAUGGCAUUAGGUACAUUAGGCUCUAGGCCACGUGGUUGCAACCCAGCAAUACGACACCUUAAAAACUCUGCUUUCCUUCUUUUCCAGUACAGGUUUGUUGAUAUUCCGCCCAAGCUGUAAACCUAGGGGAAACAUUGCCACGUUGUGUCAUUCUGCCACUUGAUUGGCUAUCUGCUCCAGCAGGUGCGUCUCUGUGGGCUUCUGCUCUGUCAAAUCAGUGCUGAGUUUCCAAACGCCAACCAUUCCGUCGCUUCUUCCCACUGCGAGGAGGCCACUGUGCUGGUUGUUGAAGGCCAAACACGUUGCAGCCUUGCCGACGCCUCCCUGGCCAAUGCUGGCCGCCGGCCUCAGCGACCUGCCGCUCAGGUCAAAUAUUUGCACCUCACCUGGCCAAGGAGAAGACACAUUAUAUGAGACACAUUUAUCAAGAAAACAAAAGAAAAAUAUUAAUAAGCAUAAAUAAAUACAUUUAAAAAUCAAGCAAAAUAAUUUACAGGGUGUCCCUAAAAUCUGGAUAAAAUAUAAUAUGUAAUUACAAAAAUAAUGUACAAAGCUUCAGGAAGCUUAUGUUGCUUAUUUGCAGUACUUUACAAUAUUAAACAUUUCCCUCCCUUUUCCUUGCUCAUCCAAUCACCAGUCAGGACACAUUUACAGCCUCACAGACGGUUCAACGGACAGUAAAACUAAGUCGGGACACAUUUACGUCCUCACAGAUGAUUGGACGGUCAGUAGAACUAAAUCAUGACACAUUUACGUCCUCACAGAUGAUUGGACGGUCAGUAGAACUAAGUCGAGACACAUUUACGUCCUCACGGGGUAGGACGGACAGUAGAACUACGUCGGGACACAUUUACGGCCUCACAGACAAUUGGACAGACAGUAGAACUUUCAAUGAAACUUUCAACGAACUUUCAAAAAAGUGUAAAAGAAAUGUCCAGUUUGAAAAAAACAAAAGUAUGUCCACAUUAAAACACAUCCACCGCCUCUCAUGCACAUUUUAACACUAACAAGUCACAUGUAAGAUAGAAAUCUUUGCUGUACCUUGUCCAGUGGCCGCAGCAAAGAGCAAAGGCCGGCUUGGAGACCACUGCACCUUAAACACGUACGUGUCUGACACGCGAAGGGACAGCAGGGGGUUGGUCUGCAGCAGAGAAUGGAGGUGAGCCAGACCAUCAGUCCCUGCGCUCAAAAACAGGUUCCUACAACAAACCAACCAACAGCAUCAGCGUGUGAGUCACCACAGCUUUACUCAGCCAUCGCUGUCACGUCUGUACCUGUGGAAAGGUGAGCAGUGUAUGGAGUGAACGGGACCGCUGCUGGGCCUGAAGGAGAAGACCACCGGAGCUCUCAGUGGAACACUUUGAUUUGGAGAUGUGACCGCAGCUGGCGUCUGGGAGGAGAGGGAGCAUCUCAGCAGAAGGCCGCUCUCGGAGCCGACUAUCAAAGUAUCUGGGUCCCAGGCGGAGAGAUCCAUGGACGUGACGCCCACGGUGAUGGUUCCUUGGACCUACAUGCAACAUCAAACGACGCUUGGAGCCACAUUCUUGGCCGAAACAACCACAACUUUGAGUUUUGUCAGCGUUUGGCUGAAGCUUUGAUUGCAGAUAAUCAAGUCCAAGUAUCUGCUGUUACAAGGCAUGAAGAAAGCCCGCAGUGUUUGCUCACGUUCACCUUGAAGCUGCUGCUGUUGGAAGGAAGCUGGUGUUGGACCACGGCAAACGCUGCCUUCAGUACACAUCUUCCUUGCUCCGAGUUGACCGUCCACAGCAGGAGUCUUCCUCCCGAGCAUGCACUCAGAACUCCCAACUCUCCUUUAUCGCGUAGCGGCACCCAGGUCACCUACACACACAUACACACACACACACAUACACACUGUGACGCUCCUCAUUCUCCUACUAAGGAGACAUUUUAAAAAUAUCUUUUAACAAGAAUAGUAAAAUGAGCAGUCAUUUUAAAAGAAUAAAGCCAAAAUAUUAAGAGAAAAAAAGUCCUAAUUUUAAAAGAUUAAACUUGUAAUACUUGAGGGAAAAUAAUGUCAUUUUAGUAGCAUGGAGGAGAAAUAUUAAAAUAUAUAUUUUUAAAGCUCUUACUAUUUUGAGAAACAAAACAACAAAUGAAGUUGUAACUUUUGGAAAAUUAGUUUGGGUGAAUAAAUUAUAAUAUGGGAAUAAAGUCAAAAUUAUGAGAAGAAAAUGUAAAAGAAGGAAGUUCAAAUAGUUUGAAAAUAGAAAAAAACAACAGAAAUGGUAAAAACAGCUGUAAUUUUAUAAGAAUACAGUCCAGACUUUAGAGCAGGGGUCGGGAACCUUUUUGGCUAAGAGAGCCAUAAAAGCCACAUAUUUUAAAAUGUAUUUCCGGGAGAGCCACAUAAUAUUUUUUAACAUUGAAUACAACUAAAUGUGGGCAUUUUUAAGCAAGACCUCUAAAGUCUCUAAAGUUAUUCUUUUUAUUAACAUUGUUAUACUGAAGCUAUCCAAUAAUAAAUAAAAUACUUCUUACCAUUAAUGCGACUUCUGGUGCUGCGUGGUUUUGCACCGUACUCCGUAUCUUUUUCUUUUCACCAUCUUCUUCGUCAAAAGGGUCGGCUCUACAGAAUUAGCUACUUCUUGACAUCUCAAUGAUGCGCGUAGGCUACCGCAUUAUCCAGUCAUAAUCAAAUUUUGGUGUCUGACCCGGAAAAUAUCGGAAGGACAGCUGGCACUGGCCACCCCACAUUGAGGUAGAAAAUGGAUGGAUGGACUAAAACGCAUAAGAAAGUUUUAUAUUUUGAGCAUUAUUUUUAACACUGGGAUUUCUGUAAUGUACUUUAAAGGUGAGCGUACAAAAAAAAAACUAAAAUACAUUUUUAUCGUGUUAAGACAUGUUUGAGAGCCAGAUGCAGUCAUCAAAAGAGCCACAUCUGGCUCCUGAGCCAUAGGUUCCCUACCCCUGCUUUAGAGGAAAAAAGUUGUCAUUUUAUGAGAAUAUUGUUGUAAUAUGAGGAAAAUAGUAGCACAGAGUUGAAAUUUUCAAGAAAAUCUUUUUUUUUUUUAGGUCAAAAUAAAGUUUUACAUUUUGUAAAAUUAGGUUGGGAAAAAGUUAGAAUAUUAUGGGAAUACUGUCAUUAUUAUGGGAAGAAUAUUACAGUAGAAAAGUUGAAAUAUUUGGGAAAAAAAAGACCUGCAGAAAUGGAAAACAGCUGUUAUUUUAUUCUUAACUAUUAAGAGGAAAAAAAGUCUACAUUUUAUGAGAAUAAACUCAUAAUAUUAUGAGGAAAAAUACUGUCUUUUUAAUAGAGUUGAAAUGGGUUUUUUGUUUUUAAGUCAUGAAAAAGUAAUCAUAAAACAAAAUUUGUCAUUUUUGGAAAAUUAGGCUGCAGAACAAGUUAGAAUAUUAUGGGAAUAAAGUCAUAAUUGUGAAGAAAAUUUACAAGAAGAAAUUUGAAAGAGUUGGAAAAUUCCCCCAAAAAACAGCAGAAAUGGAAAAAACAGCUCUAAUUUUACGAGAAAGUCCAAGCAUGAAGAGAAAAAAAAAAAGUCAUAUUCUAACAAGGAAAAAAGUCCCAAUUUUACGAGAAUACCGUGGCUGCUGUUAUUAGAUUUGUACUGGUCAUCACCAAUGUGUGUGAUUUCCCAUCUCCUCGCCCAUAGACAGCACUCUGGCUUUCAUGUUGUUUUCACCUCUAAAUGCAGUCGAGACCGGUAAAAGCUAUCCCACCAAGGAAAAAGACAUCAUCUUAUCUCUUGUGAACUCGCUGACCUGACAAACAGGCUCCCUGUGGCUGUCUGCAGACAUGGCCGUUUGUGCCAGCACUGGAUCUGUCGUCUGACUGGUGUCCCAGACCACCACUUCUCCGCUGUACAAACCACCUGCAGCCACAGCAGCGCACACGUUCACUCCUCCAUCGAAUCCGGUCAGACGAUAGUAAUAAGAUGUAGCAAUGAAUGGCAGCGGCGGCGGCGACGUACCUGCGAUGAGAGCAGGCUGCUUGGGGUGGCAGCACAGGGAAGUCACUGCAGUGGUAACAUGGAUGACCAGGUCAGCUUGUUUGGGGUUCAGACCUCUAUGGUCCAGGUUCCACAUGCACACAUACGACUUGUCAUCGCUCCAGUCACCUGCUGCCAUCCUGCCAAUCCACGCAAAAGCAGCCAGUGAACCACACACGCUCACGACAGACAGACUAGCAUAAGAACAUACCGGCCGUAUGCACAAACGACUGAUGCACCCGUACAACUCCAGGAUACGCUCGUUACAGGAAGAUCUCUCUCCACAGCUUUGGGAUGUUCAAGUUGGUGAAGGCACACCACCUUCAAAGUAAAACAGGCCAUCUAACUAACUAACAUCUAACAAGUGUAGGGGAACCACUAUGUAUUCCGUUUUAUGAUGCACUGCUUACCAUCUGAUUGCGUUCUUCCCAGUUGACCUGAAAGCCAUCAAAAGCGUGACUCUUAGCGUUUCUCACCAACUCUCUGAUGACCGGGACUUCAACCCGCCGUAGAAAGUCCUUCAGGCCCGGAGAACAGAGCUCGUCGUGAGGGUCCUGGAGGAAGCGUGUCGUGACUUGAUCCUGCAGCUCCGUCUGAGUUGCGCUAGUCACACAGGAAACAGUCUGGAAUCCUGCUUCAGCGCUGUCAAUCACUCUGGUCUGACAGCCUCUCUGAAACAUUUACAUACACACAGGAGGGGAAACGCAUACGUUUGGUGUUUAAUUAAAGCAGCUGUGUCCAGCCAGGGCCACAUAGUCCACUUUGAUAUUUUCGAAAGCACUUUUACAAGAAUAAACUUGUGAUAUAUAUAUUUUUCAACUCUCUUUUUGUACAUUUUCUGUUCAUAGUUAGGCCUUUAUUCCCAUAAUGUUAUGAAUUUAUUUCCAUAAUAUAACUUUUUCCCAACGUAUUUUUCCAAAAUGUACAACUUUAUUUUCUUUUGUUUCUCACAUUACAACUUAAAAAAAAAAUCUAAUAUUUUUUCUUUAAUAUUUCAACUCAAUGCAACUCAAAUGACAUUUUUCUCAUAAUAUUACAGCUUUACUCAUAAAAUGUUGACUUUUUUUUCCUAGUUAGAAUGCAACUUUUUUCUCUUCAUAAUUAUGAUUUUGUUUUCCCCCAUAAUACAACUUUUUACCCAACCUAAUUUUGCAAAAAUUACAACUUUAUCGUUUUUUUUCUUUUUUUUUUUAUAUUUCCACUUCAUGACAAUAAAAUGUCCUCAUAAUAUUACAUUUUCUCAUAAAAUUGUGACUUUUUCUCAUAACAUUAAAACGUUCUCUUAAUAUUUUGACUUCAUUCUUGUAAAAUUUCUGCUGAUUUUUAAAUGUUUGCUUCUUUUUUUUUUAACUUUACUUGUUAAAUUCUAUUUUUAGAAUGUGCCGCGGGCCAAUUAAAAAGCAGCUACAGGGCCGCCACAAACGUCCCCCAGGCCGCACUUUGGACACCCCCGGUCUACAUACACACUGCAAGAUAAAUAUGCUUUACAUGAAAAAGUCAUAUUUGUCAAGGUGUAUAUCUCAGAUUGUAAAACAUGUCAAGUCUAGGUGUAUAUUGACAUUUUAACGAGAAGCUAAGUUGCUCAUAAAAGAACACAGCUUUUCAUUUCACCA